Messenger RNA from Culex pipiens pallens (northern house mosquito), 2875 nucleotides. RefSeq lists its product as uncharacterized. NCBI's taxonomy places the organism in Eukaryota, Metazoa, Arthropoda, Insecta, Diptera, Culicidae. The coding region runs from base 173 to 2821 and encodes 882 amino acids. The record is from RefSeq and is a predicted model, not a curated record. Gene Ontology annotation, molecular function: serine-type endopeptidase activity. Gene Ontology annotation, biological process: proteolysis. The transcript is spliced from 9 exons.
CAAACAAAACUGGUUUUUCUUGUUGAGAUGAUUCCAAGUCGUUGCUUAGAUACUUUCGCGAUCGCUGUAGCAUGCAUUUAUCAGUCAGUGACGGGCAGUGGUACUAUCAAGAUCAACUACCUUGCGGGCGUUUAAGCAGUAACAAAGUGGCUUCCUAGUUGUAUGUUCCAGUAUGAUGAAGCCGAUAGCAUUUACUCUAAUUGCUUGUGUACUUGGAAGAGUUUCAGCCUUCAGACAUCCAGGAGAGUCACAAUUUAUAGCAAACGAACGUACCAAUUUAGAUGAUUGCCGCCAGCGCUUCUUCCAGUACUUUUACGCGUCGGAUCCGUUUGGAAUCAGUGGCCUUCCGGCGCGUUUGUAUGAGUUUGCCCACAUGGGAGCGAUUGGCUGGAGCCAGCCGAAUGGGACCGUAGACUGGCGAUGUGGCGGAUCGUUGAUAUGGGACAAUUUUGUGCUAACGGCGGCGCACUGUGCGAUCGACUACCGGAAUGUUCCCCCGGAUGUGGUUAGAUUCGGUGAUUUGAACAUUUUUACUGAAGAGGGUGAUGAAUAUGCGCAGCAAAUCGUGAUCGCCAAGUUUGUCCGUCAUCCGGGACAUCGAUUCUCGUCACAUUACCACGAUAUCGCACUUAUACGGUUGGAGCGGAAUGUAACAAUCAACGAAACGGUUCUUCCAGCUUGUCUCUGGACGGAUAUGGAAGUACGGUUCAAACGAAUGGACGCUGUUGGAUGGGGCAAAGUUGGAUUUACUGGUGAGCAAUCUCCAGAGCUGUUAAAGAUGGGUCUAUCACCUAUAUCCAAUGAAGAAUGUGGUAAGGUAUUCAACAAAGAAACCAAUAGAAGACUACGGGCGGGCCUUCAAGAGCAUCAUAUUUGCGCAUCGGAUGAGAAGGCAGAUACCUGCGAGGGUGACUCCGGAGGACCACUGCAGGUCAAGCUAAUGCACAACAUGAGAGAGACCCCGUUUAUCGUGGGAGUUACCUCGUUUGGACUGCCAUGUUCUCCGGAAAAUCCCGGAGUGUACACCCGGGUGGCCUCCUAUGUAGACUGGAUCGUGGACACGAUGCAGAACCACGGUGCCGUCGUGGAUGACCAAACAUUUAACACGACCAUUUGUGCCCUUCGUCAUGCUCCUCUUAGGGAGUAUUACGCUGGGAUUGUGACAGAACGGAACGAUACCAAAGCGACGAUCGAUGUUUUUCAGAAGCAUUUGACUGAUGUGGCCGACUUGCCGUCGUUUAUUGCAAAACUUGAUCAUGAAAACUGUUACGGAGUCAUUGUAGACGAAGAAACUGUUUUGACGACAGCUGAUUGCGCUGGGUAUAAAGGUAAACGAAUCAGGCGGAUUGUUCUCCCAGAGCAAAUCGACAUAUCAACAACUCACAUACAUCCUGGAUAUACUAAAGGCAGCAGCGAUAACAACAUUGCAAUCUUGAAAUUGGAAAGACUGUUAGAUUUUAGUUCAGAUGCAUCUGCCGCAUGCAUUUGGCAUGGGACCGAGCUACCGAACGACACAUUAAGAACUGUUGGUUUUGGUAGAAGCGAUCUCAAUAAGGAACAUUUUUACGAAGGAAUAAAUCCAACCACAAAAUUUCGGACUUCGAAAGUAACCGCGCAGAAUAAGACUAACUGUCGGAUAUCCGCCGAGCAUUUACCUUUUCUAAAACGUGGCCCAACUCCGGAACACAUUUGCGUUGGUAACGAUUUCUUUCUGGUGCCGGAAGUGUGUAAUCUUGCCGUCGGGGGAUCUUUGUAUAGUUCGAUAUACGAGAGUAAUUUCCGUCAUAAUUUCGCAUACGGACUCGCUCAGUUCGGUAGAGAUUGUGGCUAUGGGGAACAUCUGAUUGCAACUCGACUUUCAAGCCAUGUGGAGUGGUUGAAGUCGGUACUGUUACCUAAGCAUAGUCAAGUUGAUAGUGAUUCGCUGACCUUUUUGGAUCCAGAUCUUCACGAUGGAGAUCGGUGCUAUGUAGAAGCUGAACAGGAAGGACGAUGCGUUCCACUGGCGAAGUGUACUCAUAGUUUUCAGAGCUUUAUCGUUCAUAGUAAAGUGAAGUUUUGUUCUACAACGAGUGUCAUCUGCUGUCCUUUGGAUAUUAUCGAAAGUAACGAGCAACGAGAUCUGCAAUCAGAUUUAGACGAUUGUCCUUCCAUUGUGAAUCAGUUGGAGCCUUCUGAUGAAGAUGGAAUUUUGGUACGUUUUGGAUGGGAUGCCGGAGAUAGGUAUGAAAUCGGAUGCCUGGGAUCGAUCAUAACUGCUCGCGUGGUAGUUACAACUGUGAGUUGUUUGGGACCAAAUAAGCCGGACGUUGUUCAACUGCUGGCAGAUAUUGAAGAUGAUUUGUUUUUGAUAGAGAAUGUGCUCCUCCACGAAUCGUAUAAUAAAACCGUCGGUAGCAACGACAUUGCCCUGGUCAAGAUUAAAGAAUCGCUCACGUGGAGUUCAUCAAUAUAUCCAGCGUGUCUCUGGAUGAACGAAACGCAUACUCCACUUGUCAUGAGAAUGAUCUUUGAAGACGAUGACCAACUGGAUCAUGCCAAGAUCAUAGCCAAGUACAACUCUGACUGCCAAAGAACUCACCCAAGCCCGCUGCACCCGUCUCAGCUGUGCGGUCGAACGCCAAGGCGUGAUUCCGUGUGCCGCAAUGCAAGUGAUGUUCUGAUAUCGCAGCCCACCGAAGGUGGAGUUACUUAUCUGGUUGGGAUGGCACAGCAUGAGGAACAGUGCAGCUCAUGGCGGCACGGGACGUUUACCCGGAUUUCGGCGUUAGUUGGGUGGAUCAAACGAAACGUUUUGAAUCUGGACAGGUGGAAUACUUGAGAAGUUUGACUACCGUGCGUCUCCACGUCAUCAAUCUAAUAAAAUGUAAUUUUG